AUUUCUUCCCCCGUGACUGCUACCACCUACUCUUCUAUCCGAUAGAAACCACACCCUUUCUUUGUCUUCGUCUCUGAAGAAAUCACAAAGAUGUCCUACAACAAACCGGACAACCCACCCCCCUCCUACCCCUCCCCCGUCCACGACGCAGGACCCUACCACUACCAACAGCAGCAACAAGGCUACCCACCCCAAGGCGGCGCCUCCCAGGACUAUUAUAAUCAAGGCGGCGGCGGCGGCUACCCCCCGCAGCAAGGCUACGGCCCCCCGCAAGGCGGCGCUGGUGGCUACUACCCCCCUCCCCAGGGCUAUCCGGGCUCGCCGCCCCCGCAGCAGCAGCCGAUGUACUAUCCGCAACAGCAACCGCCGCCGCAGCAGGGGUACUAUGCCGGAGGGGAUCGGGGCGGGGGCUCGUCUGGUGGGGGUAUGUGUGCGGGCAUCAUGGCGGCGUUGGCUUGUUGUUGUUGUUUGGAUAUUUUGUUCUAGGCGGAGGAACUUGUGGGUGAUGAUGGAUGCUUUUAUACUGUGUUCGGGUUAUGUGGGAAUGGGUGGGUUGAUUGAUUGAUGGGUGGAUGAGGGAUCGAUGCCUUCAUACCAACUUCGGUGAUAUAGGGUGGGGGUGUUGGGCGUUGCGUUUCUGCGUGAAUGACUGGUUUUGAGUAUUGGGUUGCUUCUUGGGUUUCUAGGCUAUUGGUGUUGUGUUUCGCUUUGUUUGUUGUUGUU
This is a messenger RNA of Aspergillus fijiensis CBS 313.89, 723 nucleotides long. RefSeq lists its product as uncharacterized. NCBI's taxonomy places the organism in Eukaryota, Fungi, Ascomycota, Eurotiomycetes, Eurotiales, Aspergillaceae. Bases 91 to 486 code for a protein of 131 amino acids. The transcript is spliced from 2 exons. The record is from RefSeq and is a predicted model, not a curated record.